UUCCGAAGAAUGCUGAAGAGUGCUGCGGCGCACGCGCAGAGCGAGCGGGGUUUGGUUUGUGUUUACAGCAGCACUGUUGCUGGCUAAUGUUCAUCGCUGUUAUGUCAAGCCUCUCUGGAAUAAAAAGCUUUUGUGGAAACAGGUAAUUUUGCUCAUUAAACUGCCAUUCAUGAGCGCGUCUGGCUUGAUUUAGCAGUCAUGGAUGACAAGGCCUCGGUGGGGAAAAUUAGCGUGUCCUCCGACUCUGUCUCCACCCUCAACAGUGAGGACUUUGUCCUGGUGUCCGGCCUGGGGGACGAGACCCCCUCCACUAAUAAUGGUAGCGAUGAUGAAAAGACAGGACUGAAGGUGAUUUCUGAGGAAGGGGUCAGCUUUAAGAUCGUGGGCAACGGCAGUGAGCAGCAGUUACAGCAGGAGCUGGAAGAUGUGCUGAUGGAUCCUUCAGUAACUGAAAUGGUGGGAGGACCGGACCAUCUGGGAGGGGCCGACCAUGGCUAUCCCACUACAGCUGUGCCAUCGCGGUCCGGCCCAGUACCCCCUAAACUUGAGAUAGUGCUGCCUGUUCAGGGAGCUCAGGAGAGUGAACUCAACGAGAGAUCUUACAGGGAUGAGCCCUCUGACUUGAGUCCCGGGACCCCUGUCCCAGAUGAAGACAGCGUGGUGUUCAGUAAGCUGACGUAUUUAGGCUGUGCAUCAGUGAACGCCCCACGCAGUGAGGUGGAGGCUCUGCGUAUGGUCAGCAUCCUCCGCAGCCAGUGCCAGAUGCCCCUGGACGUCACCCUCUCUGUGCCCGGAGUCUCAGAGGGCACCGUCAGGCUGUUGGACCCUCAGACCAGCACUGAGAUUGCCAACUACCCCAUUUACAAGAUCCUCUUCUGUGUUCGCGGCCACGACGGCACACCAGAGAGCGACUGCUUCGCCUUUACCGAGAGCCACUACAACGCUGAGAUCUUCCGCAUCCACGUCUUCCGCUGUGAGAUCCAGGAGGCGGUCAGCAGAAUACUCUACAGCUUUGCCACAGCUUUCCGCCGAUCAGCCAAUAAAGCGCAACUCGCAUCCAAGGCUCCGCCCCUUACGCCAGACAGCGACGUCUUCACCUUCACUGUCAGUCUGGAGAUCAAAGAGGAUGAUGGGAAGGGCACAUUUAGAAGUGUCGACACAUGCUUCCUGUCAUUUAUCAUCCCUUACAUCUUCGCCUCAUUCCUCUGCCCUACACAGGGUUCUGUUAACACAGACCUGCACUGGAAAGAUCUCACUUCAAAGAAGCAUAUCCUUUGUUGACUUGUUGACUGUAACUAAAAAAAAAGCAUUGUUCAGUGUAACAAGCAUUGGCAUACAGAACAACACCACAGCUCCAUAUUAAAAUGUUAUAAUUAUUAUUAAUAUUAAUUAAGCAUAUAUAAAUUAAAUGUAUAUUGUAUUUAUAAUAUUAGAGUUAAGUAAAAUUAAGUAAGUGCCGUGUAUGCAGUGUUUUUAUACCAGCUUUUUACUGCUGCACAGAAAAGGCUAAAGAGAGAAAAGUAUUUAAGGAAAGGGCUAAAGUGCCCAAAAUAACUGCACUGUCUCCAUCAGCGUGAGCUUGAUGCUCCAGAGAGACUGUGCCUGUUAUAAAUGGACUGUAAGUCACAUUGGAUAAAAACAACAGGAAAAAAUGACAAAAUUACCUUGAAAGGCUCUAUCGCUCCAUUUGGAUGCAAGAAAUGCGUGUUCAUUUUGACAGAAGAUUUUGUUUUAGUCUUUUUUGGGCUUAUUUUUUUAAAAUCCUUUUAAGUUUAGUCAUUAUUAUCAGUCUUAAGUACUGUAUAUAUUUAAAAUCAUAGUAAACAUAAUCAUAAAAUAUUUAGAAAAAAAACCUUUUUUAUUGUUUAUAAUGUUUCUUGGGCAGCAAAUCAUCAUAUUAGAAUGAUUUCUUAAUGAUCAUGUAACACUGAAGAUUGGAGUAAUGAUGUUGAAAAUUUAGCUUUGCAUCGCAGGAAUAAAUGGCAUUUUAGAAUAUAUUUGCAUAGAAAACAGUUAUUUUAAAUUGUAAUAAUAUUUCACAAUAUUACAGUAUUUUUGGUCAAAAACUGCAGCCUUGGUGAGCAGAAGAGACUUUUUAGGAACAUUUAAAAAUCUUACCAACCUCAAUCGUUUGAUUAGUAGUUAUGUGUAUUAUUUGAAUAAAGAGACAUAUAAUAUUAUUUAUAAUGCUAAUAAAAACACAAAUCAUUUUUUGACCAAAAUGUCAAUUUUAAACGGCAACAAAAAUAUGUAGUUAACAGUAAACAGUUUGUCUUUGAAUUGUUGAUUUAUGCCAAGCUUUUACCUUUAAUUUAUGAUUAUUCAAUACAAAAAAUUUUGGUAACACUUUAGUAUCGGGACCAAUUCUCACAAUUCUUGGCGAAUCCAUGCGUUUUUGUAAGAAAAAAUAUCCAUAUUUAAAAUGUAAUAAACACUUUUCUCUCACUUCAUCUAACUGUGGUACGGAGAAGUCGACGAAUGCGGAGAGAGAACAAAACAAAACAAAACGCCGCUCACGAAUUAGAAGCACAAAAUGAGGAUCUGUAAAGAAAAAUGCCAGAGGAUUUUGAUAUAAGCCAAGAGGAGACUGGUUUUCCUUUGCUAAAGUAAGGAAACUUUGCUUCCUUUGCUCCUGUAAACGAACUCGCAAGACUAGCAUAUCUCAGAGGCGCACGCACAACGCAUACGUCCUACGUCAGCUGCCGGAACGGCUUCCAAGUACAACAGAUAGCGGAAGUGAGAGAAAAGUGUUUAUUACGUUUGAAAUAUGGAUAUUAUGGAUAAGAACUAACCCUUUAAUGGUUUUUAAUAGCGAGAAUUGGACCUUAAAAUAAAGUGUGACCAUGUUUUACUAAAGUUAUGAGCAUCUAAUAAGAAUCACCAUUGAGAAUAAUGUGAAUUCUCAGCUUUAAAAUUUUGAGACACGUAGGAAAAAUAGGCUUAAUUGUCAUCAAAAUAACUAAAUCUUUUGAUUUUGAGGUGAAAUCUGGACAUGUGAGAUUCACCCAAAACUCUCUUUGUGACCAACAGUGCCGUAUCAAAGGACAAGGACAGACAGAGCUUCAAACUGCGGCCAGGCAUGGACAAAAAGAUUGUGAUCUACGUCCAGCAGACGUCCAACAAAGAGCUGGCCAUCGAGAGGUACGUGCUUUCCUCAGCGA
Messenger RNA from Onychostoma macrolepis, 3161 nucleotides. Its product is annotated as rab GTPase-activating protein 1-like. The transcript has 8 exons. Bases 199 to 1281 code for a protein of 360 amino acids. The record is from RefSeq and is a predicted model, not a curated record. NCBI's taxonomy places the organism in Eukaryota, Metazoa, Chordata, Actinopteri, Cypriniformes, Cyprinidae.